AUGCCUCUCGACACCCAUUCCACAUACCAUCAGACCCUUCUUCGUCAAGAUGGCCGACGAUGGAACGAACUCCGCAGAAUCACUGCCUCAAUAUCAACUCAGCCUUCGAGCGACGGGAGCAGCUUGUUGACGAUGGGAAAUACAAUGGUUGUUUGUACUGUGACGGGUCCCAGGGAAGGACGAGGUCAGCGAGACAAUAAUAACGCUACAGUUGACACUGAGCUGAACAUUGCUCCUUUUGCGCAAAUGGACCGUCGACGCUUCAGCCGCAACGACAAACGAGUUCAAGAAUUACAGACCACCAUCUCGAAUGCCUUUCAAAGCCACUUGUUCACACAUUUAUACCCCCGAUCAACAAUCUCAAUAUCUCUUCACAUACUUAGCCUCGACGGCGCCUUGCUGGUGGCAUGUCUGAACGCAGCAAGCCUUGCCCUGGUAGAUGCAGGCGUACCUAUGCCGUCAAUCUUAGCCGCAAUUUCAAGCGGGAACAUCACGCCCGCCGACGACUCGUCCGCGAAGCCGGAACCGAUACUCGACCUCAACAUUGCAGAGGAGCAGGAGCUACCAUUUUUGUCCAUUGCUACUGUAUCCGGCCAACCUGGGAUGGAGGACAGAGUGUCUGUGCUAGUGAUGGAAUCCCGCUGUCAGAUUGGUGGAGCGAACAGUAAGAUGGAAAGCAUGCUAGCUACUGGUGUAGACGGAUGCCAACAAGUGAGGCGGAAGAUGGAGGAUGUGAUUAGGAAGCACGGCACAAAAGUUAUGCAGAGUAGGAAAUAA
This is a messenger RNA of Exophiala spinifera, 777 nucleotides long. RefSeq lists its product as uncharacterized. Gene Ontology annotation, biological process: nuclear mRNA surveillance; rRNA catabolic process; U4 snRNA 3'-end processing. The transcript is spliced from 2 exons. Bases 1 to 777 code for a protein of 258 amino acids. The record is from RefSeq and is a predicted model, not a curated record. Lineage: Eukaryota; Fungi; Ascomycota; Eurotiomycetes; Chaetothyriales; Herpotrichiellaceae. Gene Ontology annotation, cellular component: nuclear exosome (RNase complex); nucleolus; cytoplasmic exosome (RNase complex).